CCCCGUCAAGGCCGCUGCGUGGUUUGAGCAAUCACGCGCUAUUUAAACUUGUCACUUAAUCCUUCGAUCUUAAACAGACAACAUGUCAGCCGCAGUCGCCUUUUUCUUUGGGUACCUAUUCACACAGUGUGUGUGUGGUGCACACGACGAGUCGCACGAGCACGGGGAGAACACGGAGAAGAUUGCCGAGGUCGCUAAGAAGUAUUUGGGUUUGAAGAAAUUCGCCAGCUGCGAGGAGUUCGUCUUCAACAUCCUCAAAAUGGCCGGAGCCAAGGUCAAAAUGCCAUUCUCUGCUAAAAGCUGGGGGACCCUCGACCAGUGGGGGGAGGACCUGUGCUGGAAAAACAGACAAGGUGGAGACGACGUCGCGAUCCAUGUUGGUGACGUCGUCAGUAACAAACACCGAGUGGGAAUCGUCACGAGUCUCAAUCCCGGCCGAACAGCCACGGUCGUCCUCGACCAAGUUAUGGAAACUUCGCUAGGCUUCCGAAAAAACGAAGAGUUCGUCGUGUGGUGUUACAUCUGCGAUCUGCACGAAUAAAAGUCUCCAUCUCA
Gigantopelta aegis is the source of this 555-nucleotide messenger RNA. RefSeq lists its product as uncharacterized. The record is from RefSeq and is a predicted model, not a curated record. The coding region runs from base 83 to 541 and encodes 152 amino acids. NCBI's taxonomy places the organism in Eukaryota, Metazoa, Mollusca, Gastropoda, Neomphalida, Peltospiridae. The transcript has 3 exons.